Messenger RNA from Grosmannia clavigera kw1407, 954 nucleotides. RefSeq names its product glycoside hydrolase family 16. The record is from RefSeq and is a predicted model, not a curated record. Lineage: Eukaryota; Fungi; Ascomycota; Sordariomycetes; Ophiostomatales; Ophiostomataceae. Gene Ontology annotation, biological process: carbohydrate metabolic process. The coding region runs from base 1 to 954 and encodes 317 amino acids. Gene Ontology annotation, molecular function: hydrolase activity, hydrolyzing O-glycosyl compounds. The transcript has 2 exons.
AUGCCGUGGAGAGACCAGCUGAAGCGCCUUAAGGGCGAGUUUGAGAGCCGGAAGUCGAAGCCACAUGUGGGAAGAUCACAGCAGCAACAGCAGCAACAGCAACAGCAGCAGCAGCAGCCACUGGCAGCCGGCGGACCUGGAGUAGCUUCGGGCGGCGGUGAUGGGCACCUGUUUGGCCAGCCGGUCUUCCAACCAGACGGGCCCGUGAGCGUCGACUGGGAUGCCAAGGUUGGCCAUGGCGAGAAUGGCUGGGGGAACCAGGAGCUGCAAUUCUACACAGACAGCCCAGAGAACUCGUUCUACACCCAAGACGGCAAGCUGGUCAUCCGCGCGAUCGCCGACAACAGCACGGCCGACCCGGACCGCCGCUACACGUCGGCGCGUCUGGUCAGCCGCCAGCCUCUCGGCCGCGACCGUGGCGUGCUGACCGGUCUGGUGCAGUCGCCCUGUGCCGCCGGUAUCUGGCCGGCCUUUUGGCUGUUGCCACAGGAGCCGUUUGCUUGGCCGACCGACGGCGAGAUCGAUAUUGCUGAGACCUGGAACGGCGACGGUGAGAACCGCUCGUGUCUGCACUGGGGCCAUCACCACGAGCAGCAGAAGCACCGCGUCCUGGGUACGCCCAUUGCCGACAUGCACGCUCGCUCCGUCCGCUAUGACUUUGUCUGGGACCAGCCCAGUGGCAUCGCCGGCCACGGCCGUCUUCUCUGGUACCUCGACGGCCGCCCCGUCCUCAAAGCCGCCGUGCCGUCCGGCACCCGUCCCCUGCGUGAAUUUACCAUCCUGCUGAACAUCGCCAUGGGCGGCAACGUCUGCGCCGGCCACACCCCCGCCGACGGCCGCUACGACCUCGUCGUCGACUCGCUCUUCCUCGCCAGUGAGCAGGAGGACGGCGGCUGGGCCAAAUUUGAUGCCGACUGGAACGACAAGAACGUUUCGCUCGGGUACACGUACUGA